AUGGAUCUGUACAAUUAUGGCUCGCCAAUUGUCAACAAUGGUAAUGGCCACACUAGUCACCAUUCACCGAUCAUCAACUACAGGAAAGAUGCCAAAAAGGGUAUCAAGUUUACAUUUAUGGUUGUAGGUGAGCUGGGUACUGGUAAGACGACUUUUAUCAAUAGUUUAUUAAAUAAAAAGGUAUUGAAUCAUCGGUAUGAAACUGGUCAAUCUGCAUUGAGUUCUGUUGGGGAAACAAAAACAUUAAGUUUCACUUCUGCCAAAUCUGUUGCUUUGCCAAAUACUUCAAUGCUAACAAGAAGCGAGUUUAAUCCGUCUACUAUUAACGAAGAGCCGGGUAUUGCCUUGUCUGAAACCAAGGUUGAAAUUAUUGAUGAUGACAAUUUGAAAAUUUUGCUCAAUAUCAUUGAUACCCCUGGAUUUGGAGAAAAUUUAAAUAACGAAAUAUGUUUUGUUGAAAUUGAAAACUACUUGAAGCAGCAAUUUGAUUUGGUUUUAGCAGAGGAAACAAGAAUCAAGAGAAAUCCGCGGUUUGUUGAUACAAGAGUACAUGUGAUGCUUUACUUUAUUACUCCAACAGGACACGGAUUAAGAGAAAUUGAUAUACAGUGUAUGAAGCGCUUAUCCAAAUAUGUAAACAUUAUACCUGUUAUUGGCAAAGCCGAUACAUUUACUCCAAAAGAGUUGCAAUUUUUCAAACAGCAAAUCAGAAUUGAUAUAGAAAAGUUUAAUGUGCCAAUUUUCCAAUUUGACAAUUUUUUGAACGAAUACGACGAAGAGGAGGAUCAUGAUUUGAUUCAAGAAUGCAAAUUCUUGUCUGAUUUGCAACCUUUUGCCGUGGUUACAUCUGAGGAGAGCUUUGAAAUCAAGGAUAAUAAAACUGGCCAAACAAAGAUAAUUAAGGCGAGAAUGUACCCUUGGGGAUUUGUGGAUAUUGAGGAUACUAGAGCUAGCGAUUUUGCAAUUUUGAAGUCGGUGUUAUUGGGCUCACAUCUACAGGAUUUGAAAGAUUUAACUCACGAUUUCUUGUAUGAAACUUAUAGGACUGAAAGGUUGACCAAAGUUACCGGAGGCGAUGUUUUUAAUGAAGACGAUUAUGAGGAGAGCGAAUUCCACGACACGGUUGAGCAUCAUGAAACCGAUGACAAGGGAGGAGUUUCUAAUUCCGGGGCAAUACCAUCAUUAUCGAACCUAGCACAAUUAACCAACACUGCGGGAGAUGCUCAUCACAAUCACGGCAACGGACAUGGACAUGGCCACAACAAUGACAAUCAUUCAAUAAACUCAACAAGUUCAUCGGCUAAGAAAUCGACAUCGAUGUUAUUAGACGAUGAAACUUCAAUUUCCUCGAUACCCCAUUUGAAGAACUACACCAACUAUACGUCAAGCACCUCAACUUUUUCAGUCGAGGAGAGAGCACCUAAUAACAAUGCGUUCAAGAGAUUGUCGAUUGGACCUCAGCGUAAUCAAUUGCGUCAAAUAUCUGAAACGGUACCUUAUGUUUUGAGGCACGAAAGGAUUUUAGAGAGGCAGCAUAAACUAGAAGAGAUGGAAAUGGCGAGUGCCAAAGAAUUGGCGAAUAGGGCCGCUUUGUUGGAAAAGAAGGCUCAACUUUUAAAACAAAAGGAAAAGGAAUUGAUGAGACAGUUGGAGCUAGCUAAUCGGAACAAGAAUAGUCACAAUAUCUCUGUUGCAAGACAGAGUGACAAUGUUGAAGUAGUUAAUCACGACGACGACGACGAUGACGACGACGACGCUGAUGCUGCUGUUGCUGCUGCUAAUAACAAGCAACGUCACUCUAGAGAGGGUAAUGGAUAUAUUGCAAAAGACGAGACCUUGACUGAUUUGCACUCUUUAGUUAACGAGAAGCAACAGCAACAACAGCAACCGCCUUUACAACCUCCAUUAUUGUCAUUAGAGCAACAACAGCAGCAAUCAUCACAACCAUCAUCACCACAACAACAGCAACCACCACAAAAACUCCAACGUUAG
Lodderomyces oxycetoniae is the source of this 1992-nucleotide messenger RNA. It is a transcript of the gene SEP7, whose product is annotated as septin. The transcript has a single exon. Gene Ontology annotation, biological process: cellular bud neck septin ring organization; division septum assembly; cytoskeleton-dependent cytokinesis. Lineage: Eukaryota; Fungi; Ascomycota; Pichiomycetes; Serinales; Debaryomycetaceae. Gene Ontology annotation, cellular component: cell division site; septin ring; cytosol. The record is from RefSeq and is a predicted model, not a curated record. Bases 1 to 1992 code for a protein of 663 amino acids. Gene Ontology annotation, molecular function: GTP binding; GTPase activity; molecular adaptor activity.